Brassica napus (rape) is the source of this 6602-nucleotide messenger RNA. RefSeq lists its product as uncharacterized. Bases 5498 to 6427 code for a protein of 309 amino acids. The record is from RefSeq and is a predicted model, not a curated record. NCBI's taxonomy places the organism in Eukaryota, Viridiplantae, Streptophyta, Magnoliopsida, Brassicales, Brassicaceae. The transcript has 6 exons.
AGCAUUUCUAGAUCCUUCCUAAGCUAAGCAUAAAUACAUUGUAAUAGUCUCUUAGUAAACUACUGAAGAAGUAAGAUUCAAAGUUCAAAGUUUCAUCUUUCUCUAAACAUUCACACGGUAUCAUAGCAAUUGUAACCUUAACAAGUAUUAACAAUGGCCGAUCCACUCAACCCCUACCCCUUUCCUAGCAAUGUUCAUGUCCUAGGUUGUGUCACUCUCAAGCUUACUGAUAGCAAUUACCUGCUAUGGAAGACGCAGAUCGAGUCCCUGCUCUCCAGCCAGAAGCUCCUCGGCUUUGUUAACGACGCUUCUCCACCUCCGGCUCAAACCCGUACUGUCAUCAUCAAUGAGGUCCCUACAGAAGAACCAAACCCACAGUAUGAACAAUGGUGUCUGCACUGAUCAACUUGUCCGUUCGUAGAUAUUUGGUACCUUGUCUGAAGAGGUUCUCAGCUCGGUCCACACGCUCGCACGCUCUAGCGAUGUAUAGAUCUUCCUAGCGGAUCACUUCAACAAAAGCUCCCUUGCAAGAGAGUUCUCCCUCUGUCGUAGCUUGCAACUCCUCACCAAAAAGGACAAAACUUUGUCAGUCUACUACAGAGACUUUAAAGCGAUAUGUGACUCACUUAACGCCAUUGGGAAACCCAUAGGUGAAUCCAUGAAAAUCUUUUGGUUUCUAAAUGGUCUAAGUAGAGAAUAUUACCCUAUCACAACGGUGAUACAGAGCUCCCUUACAAAUUUUCCCUUUCCUACCUUCAAUGAUGUUGUGUCAGAGGUCCAAGGAUAUGAUUCCAAGCUCCUCUCCUACGAAGAAACUCCCACCGUCACCCCACAUGAAGCAUUCGACAUUCACUCUCAACAACAGUCCUAUGGUGGUUUCCAGAACUAGAGAGGUCGUGGAUAUCAACAUAACCGGGGUAGAGGUGGCUACACAACCAGAGGACGAGGCUUCACACAACAUCAGUCAACUCCUACAAACCCUGGAAAUCGACCCACAUGUCAGAUUUGUGGCAGAGUUGGGCACACAACUCUAAAAUGCUACAAUAGGUUCGAUAACAAUUACUAGAGUCAGGAUGCUGCUCAGCCCUUUGCCUCUCUUCAGAUCUCAGGCGGCAAGGAAUGGUACACAGACAUAGGAGCCACUGCUCACGUUACAUAACACCAAUGGUCUUCAGUCUGUCUCUCCAUAUGAAGGAACUGAUACUCUCAUGGUAGCUGAUGGCACGUUCGUUCCCAUCACCCACACUGGUUCUACAACCCUUACAUCACCGUCAGGUACUAUUCCACUCUCUGAAGUCUUGGUCUGCCCUGCGAUACAAAAGUCGUUGUUGCCAGUAUCUAAAUUGUGUGAUGACUACUCUUGUGGAGUAUUUUUUUAUGCUAAGAAAGUUUGUGUGAUUGAUCUCACCACUCAGAAGGUGGUGUCCAAGGGAAACAUGCGUAAUGGUCUCUAUAUGUUGGAGUCUCCUGGUGAUGUUUCUUCUCAAAUCGUCAGCAGGCAGCUUCGGACAGUGUGUGGCAUCACCUUCUUGGACAUGCCAAUCCAAGGAUUCUCCAACAACUACAAAACAGCAAGGAAAUCUUAGUCAAUAAAAGCAGAUCCACCUCCAUUUGUGAGCCUUGCCAGAUGGGGAAGAGUUCAAGACUUCACUACAAAAAAAAUAGAGAUAUUGUGACUAAAUUUUGAUACUAAUCAUUUUGGUCACAGAUCUGUUACAUUAUUGAUACGAUAUCUAACAAUACUAAAAGGGAGAUAUGCUCAAAGGAGAGUAUGUCCAUGUGGGAUUAAAUAAUCAACCAAUCAGAAGACUCUAAUCUGCCAUGUCACUUUCUAUUUCAGUUCAUUUAAAAACUUCACGCACAUAAUAUUUACCCCAUUAGGAAAUUGUAUUUGGCCCACUUUGUAUUAUAAACUCUCAGGCCCAUCCUUUGGUCCAGUCUAUUCGUCGACAGCAAAGGUUAAAUGCGUGAAUUCUUCUUCGGAGAACCUUUGACGAUUCAUACCUUCAACGUUUUGUCUUUAGUAACGCUUGAUCCACCCACUCUUUCAUAUUAAACCCCCUAUUUACUCAAUCAAUCAAAAGACAUGCUAUCGUACGUGUUCCUUUCGUUUUUGAGGUUAUAUAAACCUUUAUUUCCAUUCCCUACUCCACACAAAAACUCACGAAACCUCCAAAAUUUACCUGAAAAUCUCAUCAGUCAAUGACGACCUAUUCGGCAAAAUCCACUGGGAAGGCUCCAGUUGCUCAAUCUUUAAAACCGUCUCCCCAUGGGCCCUGGCUUAGCUGAAUCGGAGCACUGUUUCCGUUUGAUACAUUUUUUGAUAUGAACAGGUAUGAGAAGGGAUAUAAUUGCAUUGUUGUUUAUAUUUUCCUUCUGAAGAUUUUCCUCGCAGUUGUUAAUUUUACAUCUUUGUCAUUUCGUUACUUUCUUACAUGUUAAAGCCGCAUGAUACUAGCGGCAGAGACACAUGUAAUCUUCUGACAAUGAUCAUGAUGCUGUCUAAUAUUGUAAUGUGAGUUGAAAUUUCAGAAAGAAAACAUGCAGACAAAGAUUCAAGUAGGCAAGUGUGUGUAAGAGAAGAUCCGGCUAAGAAAGCCUUGCAAAGCUUCAACUAGCGGAAGCGAAGCCACUUCUGAACUGGCUGAUAUUGAAUCACAGCGACAUAAGACUUAGCUUCCAGAGGCUUGUGGCCAUGCUCAAGGUCGAAGGGAGAAGAACUGUCAUUUCAGAAUAGCCGCCGUCCUAAGUGACAUUGAAGCCGAGAGUUAGUAACCGAGGAACAACACAACAAUCUGCUGCUCCUUCGAUUCUAACAGAGAAAACAUCAUACUUUCUAGCUGAGGUGACUCAUCCAUUCUCAGCUGCUUCAGAAAACGAAUUGGACUUGGAAAAAGGAGAUUGCGUCAUUCUCAUGUUGUUUCUAGAUAGGUUGAAAACAUUAUAGUAACAGGCCACAUCAAAUAUGGAAGAAUUGCAGCGCUUAUGAGAACCAUCUAAAACAGCAGUCUAGUUUAGUUAAGAGAUGAGUCAUGAAUGGAAAAGCCGCCAAGUUAAGAACACAAGCAGCUUCAUCACACUUAAGUUUUGAUGAACAAUGCUUGAACUGUGAGAAAGUUUCCAAGCAUACUCUAUUUGUUUGUGUCUCAAAAUGGGCUAGCCUGCUGGCUAUGCUGCUUCACAAACACCAACAACAGUGCCAGAAGACACUGCUUAUUGCGCGCAUCCUAAUCAGGCAUACCCAACUACUGCAGCUACAGCACCAGUGGCUGCACCGGUCCAGCAAGCUGCUGCUGCUGCUCCUCCUCUUACUACAACACUUACUACUGAGUCUAUAUGUGUUGCUGGUGGUUAGCUAUUUGCUCUUUGGCUACUCAAGUUAAGUAUCUGAAUUUUUAUAUGUCUCUAUGUUCUCAAUCAGUGCUUGGAUUUUCGCUGGUUAUGAUACAGAUUGUAACAGACAAGUUUGAAUCGAAUUCGCUGGUUCGUCGGUUUAACAGAUUAUCGCCGGUUAUGUCACAUAAUUUGGUUUUUGCUAAAUUUUGGGCUAAAUUUGCUAAACCUAAAGUAUAGUGUUUUUUUUUGUUAGCAAUCUAAAAUAUAGUUUGUGUGUGCAUGUUAAGUCUUUCGUCUUGCAUUUCUUGAAAACAGAGACGUUGACUUCUUCCACUUUUAAUCAAGGGAAGUUUACUCAAAUAUACAAUAUUUUAGGACAAUUGACUAGAACCAUACAAAUAUUUUUUUUAUUACUGGCAUUUUUUAAAUACCAAGCGUUUUUUUUACAUUAUGAGAAAAAAAUAUUUACAGGAAUGCCAUUACUUUUCGCUGUCACAUAAGCAAAAACCCGGCGUCACGUAGGAAUUAUGUUCCGUGUUUUCAUUAAGCUAGCCGUAAUUCGCUACAUACGUCGUUACGGCUGAUUUAUAUCUACAUGUCGGCUGAAUAAACAAACGCGGCUGAGUUAAGAGGAAAAGGCUGACUUAAGAACAUAAGUCAGCCAGACGGUACGGCUGAAUUACAAAAAUAUGGCUGAUUUAUGAGAUAAAGGCUGAUUUACAGACAAAGGUUAUGGCUGACUUAUACAUCGGUGGUUUGUUUUAUGGAAAAUUUGGCUGAGUUGUAACUAAGAGACGGCUGAGUUAUGUUUCCCCAGCUGAGUUAAUGAAUAUCGACUGGCUCAGUUAUAUAAUUUACGGCUGACUAAUGUGAUGUUGUUACGGCUGAGUUUAUGAUUAGUCAGCCGUAAUAGGAUGGAUUAACAGUAAACUCAGCUCGGUUACGGCUGACUUAUUAGCAAAAGAUUAAUUACUAGAAUAUCAUUCGUUUGACGGCUGAUCAAUGUGAUGAUACGGCUGAUUUAUCGUUUUUCAUCCUAAUUACGGCUGAUUAAGGAUCAAAAGAUUAAUUACUGAAAUAUUCCAUGGUUCGGCUGACUUACAUCGUAAAUGAGAGCUGAUUUACGGAGGCUGAGUUAUAUAUUUGUUUGUCGGCUGAUUAACCGAUUUUCCAUGUCAUCCGCCAUGUCAUCAACUCGGAUUUACCAUGUCAUUGCUAACGAACUACUUUACAACUACGUUUGUCUGUCUGUUCAUCUUUUUUCUUCAUUUUCUUUAUCUAUAUAUAUAUCUAUCUUCUUCAACUUAUUCUUCAUCUUUCUCCGAGAUCUUAUGGAUCCGGUAAUUAAUGUUUAUGGUAACAGAUAUGUAUUCAACGCCGACAAUAGAGAGUGUAGAGUUCUGCAUUUAAAUGAGAAAACAAAACAUGAAGAAUUCGCAAAGUAUGUACUCGAUGAUUACAUAUUGAAUGAAUUGAGAACAGCAGAUUGAAUUCGCAACAACAGAUAUGUAUUCAACGAACGACACUCCACCAGUUUACGGAGAACAAGGAUGACGAAAUGAAUUGGAAUGACAGAGCAAGAGAGACGAUGAAAAGAAUUGGGUUUUAAUGUUUUGUAUUACGACUAGGUUUUGGGUAUUAAUGUUUUACAUUACGACUGAGUUAUAUAAACAUGUUACGAUUAUAUUGGGUUUUCUUGAUUAGUAUAACAGCUGAGGUAUGGAUUUUAAUGUUUUCGUAUUACGACUGAGUUAUCGUUAAUUUCUGCCUUAUUUAACUUUUUAAACUCCUCGUGAUUAUCGUCUCCAUGUUAUAAAUGGCAUCGAUAUUAGUUCUGAGCCGUCAAAUCAAGAAAGACGAAACGUCCCAUUAUUAUAAGGCGUUUAAUAUAAUAAAAAAGGAUUACCGUGAAUGUUAAAUAAGUUUUUAAAUACUAAAGUAUCGUCUCGAUGUUAUAAAAGCCUCGAUAUUAGUUCUGAGCCGUAUUUUCCAAACUCAGCCGUCCCAAAGUAUCAAUCCUAAAUCUCGAUGGGCCAUGAUAAAACCCAAAAUAUUAGCGGCUGAGUUAUGUUAAUAUUAAUGGCUGAGUUGUAUUAUGAGUUAAAUAAUAAAGUAUUACCGUCUCGAUCUCUACGAAGGCGUCGAUGUUAUAUUAAACAACAUGGCUGAGUUAUGUCAAAUAUCAUUGCUUAGUUAUAUGAACGUUACAUUAAUGGAUUAUUUCCCGAUACUAGAAUUGCCUGAAGAGAUUCAGGCGUUAGUGGUUGAAUGUGUGGCCGGUAACUCCUUCACAGAUCUCUAUGGCCUAAGAGCAUCGUGCAAGACGAUGAAGGCGUUAGCAGAGCGGAGCAGGGUAAACCAUUUUUACGAUGUGUUAUCCGUUCCCAGGAGACUCAAUAUGCCUCCUGAGUUGUUUAAAACUUGCUACGCAGAGAGAAAUCCAAGCACGCUUUAUAUGAAGGGUGUACAGUUUUUCUUCACAUUUAACCUUCAGGAAGAAGGACUUGCUUUCAUGAAGCUUGCAGCGGAUGAAGGAUAUGAGCGUGCUGUGUAUACAUACGCAAUGACUAGAAAAAUAUUUUGGGGUGAUGAAGAGUAUUUUGCUCGUUUUACGAGGGAAUCUGUUGUCAGGAUCGGGAAACUAGUUCGAUCUCUAAAAUGGGCAUGGGGUUUGUCGCACAGUGACGAGUUUAUGGCAAAGAGGGACGAGUUCAUUUCAACCGUUGUUCCUUCGUUCUAUAGUUGCCAAUGUGAUCCUGUUAUGGAGCGAGAUUGGGUCUUGUGGUACAUUGAAAACAGUAAGGGUGACAAAAUGUGUAACCGCUGUUUCUGGAUCAAAGAUGUAUUCUAUCAGAAUCUUUUCUCUUUUUAUGUUCUUUGCUGUGACAUUAUUACGGCUGGUUUAUAUUUUACAUUAUGGUUGGGUUGUUGUCUUUUAAUUACGGCUGAUUUUUGUAAAAAUGGUUCUCUUCAAUUACGGCUGAGUUUUAAUUUCAUAAUGAAUGAGAUAUUUUGUUGGAGUGUUAUUAAAUACGACAUGACUGGGUUAAUUAAAUACGUGAUAGCCGAGUUAUUGUUACUUAAAGGCUGAGGUAAUAUUAACUUUUUGGCUGAGUUUUGUAAAAAAAUCCAAGAUAAAGACUCGGAAUCCGCCAUGUCAACAAACUCCUUGCCAUGUCAUCACUAACGAACGAAAUUUAUUACUUUCUUUAUGAGACUGUUCAUGUUCUUCUUCAUCUUAGUUAUUUAUCGUCUUCAUCUUUCUC